ACUCCUCCGGCCAGAUGAUGAACUUCUUGCGGCGCCGCCUUUCCGACAGCAGUUUCAUCGCCAACCUGCCCAAUGGCUACAUGACCGACCUGCAGCGGCCCGAGCCACAGCAGCCGCCGCCGCCUCCCCCCGGCUCCGCCUCGGGCCCCGCUGGGCCGCCUGCCGCUGGCUCGCCGGCCCCCGAACGAAGGCCGCCGCCGCCCCAGGGGCAGGGGCAGCUCCAGCAGCCCGCGCCGCAGCCGGCCCCACAGCAGGCGCAGCCCGCAGCCCCGGUGCAGUCCAUGAGCAGCAGCUUCUUCAGCUCCCUGUCCAACGCCGUGAAGCAGACCGCCGCCUCGGCGGGGCUGGUGGACGCCCCCUCCAGCAUCCCCGCCGUCUCCAGGAAGUCCAAGUUGCUCCUGGUCAUCGAUGAGCCGCAUACUGACUGGGCCAAGUGUUUUCGGGGCAAAAAGGUCUGUGGAGAUUACGACGUCAAAGUGGAACAGGCAGAAUUUUCAGAGCUCAACCUGGUGGCCCACGCUGAUGGAACCUAUGCUGUGGAUAUGCAGGUCUUCCGAAAUGGCACUAAGGUUGUCAGAUCCUUCCGGCCAGACUUCGUGCUUGUCCGGCAGCACUCCUUCGGCAUGGCCGAGAAUGAGGACUACAGAAACCUGAUCAUUGGCAUGCACUAUGCUGGCAUCCCCAGCGUCAACUCCCUGGAUUCCAUCUACAACUUCUGCGACAAGCCCUGGGUGUUUGCCCAGCUGGUGGCCAUCUACAAGAAUCUAGGAGGUGAGAAAUUCCCUCUCAUUGAGCAGACAUUCUACCCCAACCACAAGGAGAUGCUGACUCUACCGACAUUCCCUGUGGUGGUAAAGAUUGGGCAUGCACACUCGGGCAUGGGGAAGGUAAAGGUGGAGAAUCACUACGACUUCCAAGACAUCGCCAGCGUGGUGGCCCUCACCCAGACCUAUGCCACCGCAGAGCCAUUCAUUGAUGCCAAGUAUGACAUCCGGAUCCAGAAGAUUGGCAACAACUACAAAGCUUAUAUGAGGACAUCCAUCUCAGGAAACUGGAAGACGAACACUGGAUCUGCAAUGCUAGAGCAGAUUGCUAUGUCGGACAGAUAUAAGCUGUGGGUGGAUUCCUGCUCCGAAAUAUUUGGAGGCCUGGAUAUCUGUGCUGUCAAGGCUGUGCAUGGCAAGGACGGGAAGGACUACAUUUUUGAGGUCAUAGAUUGUGCAAUGCCUCUAAUUGGGGAACACCAGGCGGAGGACAGACAGCUAAUCACCGAACUGGUCAUCAGCAAAAUGAACCAGCAGCUCUCUCGGACCCACGCCCUGUCUCCCCAGAGACCUUCAACCACCCAGCAACCUCAGAGUGGGAGUCUGAAGGAUCCGGAUUUGAGCAAGACACCCCCACAGCGCCCCACCCCUCAAGGUUGUUUACAGUAUAUUCUCGACUGUAAUGGUAUUGCAGUAGGGUCCAAACAAGUCCAGGCUUCCUAA
This is a messenger RNA of Vombatus ursinus (common wombat), 1487 nucleotides long. It is a transcript of the gene SYN2, whose product is annotated as synapsin II. Gene Ontology annotation, biological process: neurotransmitter secretion. The transcript is spliced from 11 exons. Bases 15 to 1487 code for a protein of 490 amino acids. Gene Ontology annotation, cellular component: synaptic vesicle; synaptic vesicle membrane. The record is from RefSeq and is a predicted model, not a curated record. Lineage: Eukaryota; Metazoa; Chordata; Mammalia; Diprotodontia; Vombatidae. Gene Ontology annotation, molecular function: ATP binding.